AUGACCGCUAUUCUUUUUUAUUUCUUCCUCUGUGAUAGAACCAACGUUCUUGGGGAAUCCAAGAAGGACUACAGUCGAGACCUGUUUAUGUUCUUGUAUCUGCUGUUAAUUAUAGCUUCUACGCUCACCUCUCUUAAGAAGCAUGCGGCUGAUAAGCCGCUGGCGGCAAGCAAGUCCAUCCUCUAUCUAAACAGACUGAAGAAUGGAAAGGGUGGAUGCAGGUUAGUUCUUUUUCUGAUAUAUCACUACUUUGAGGCUCGUGAGAUUUACAAUGCCAUACGUGUUUUUAUUGCGGCGUAUGUGUGGAUGACUGGCUUUGGUAACUUCUCAUAUUAUUACGUGCGUAAAGACUUCAGUCUUGGCAGUUUUGCCCAGAUGAUGUGGCGUCUCAAUUUUCUGGUGUUUUUCGCCUGUUUGUUGCUCGACAACGACUACAUGCUAUACUGGUGCAGCAGCGGGAGGACGCCCAGGCCGUUGUGCGAUCGAUCGGGGAGCGAUCGGGAGCCAGCUCAACAAUUGCCUCUCGUGGGCGCACUGCACUGUCUUCUUCGGGUGGUGGUGCUGGUGUUUGUGCUUGUGCUGCUGGUGCCGGGCGUCUUUAGGGCGGGAAAAAGACGAUGCUUUGACGUUCCGGUUGGAGGGGAGCCGGAAUUCUCAUUGAAGGAAACGCGAGCGCGCCCGGUGGAGGAGGAGGAGGAGUGCGUUAGGUUUGCUGGUGCGGCCCAUGGUGGUGGUGGUGGUGGGCUUGUGAGAAUGGCGGGCUGUCUCUGGGCAAGUUAG
This is a messenger RNA of Marchantia polymorpha subsp. ruderalis, 780 nucleotides long. NCBI's taxonomy places the organism in Eukaryota, Viridiplantae, Streptophyta, Marchantiopsida, Marchantiales, Marchantiaceae. The record is from the annotation of a GenBank genome assembly.